Molecule: messenger RNA, 324 nt
Organism: Clonostachys rhizophaga
Lineage: Eukaryota; Fungi; Ascomycota; Sordariomycetes; Hypocreales; Bionectriaceae
Source: the annotation of a GenBank genome assembly
AUGUUGGUUGAAGUGGUGGAAUUCAAAGAGGCACUUGACAACAAGGACAUUGAAGCCAUCAUAAAAGAAUGUUGGCAAUAUGCAGUGGAUACUCUCAAAUGCGAAGAUAUCAAGAAUUACUUGAGCGACCAAAAGGAGCAACGUUUGAAAGACAUUGCAGGAGACAAAUUCGACGCACUUUGGAUCAACCGAAAAGAGAACCCACAAGCGUUCAACGCACUGAUCAACAGGACAAAGACAACCCAUAUACGCUUACCAAAAGUUCGGUGCGACCAAGGACCUUUUGACGAAGACCCUGGACAUGGGAGAUUUGGUGUUUGGUGA